Ceratitis capitata (Mediterranean fruit fly) is the source of this 625-nucleotide messenger RNA. Its product is annotated as larval cuticle protein A2B. The record is from RefSeq and is a predicted model, not a curated record. Gene Ontology annotation, cellular component: extracellular matrix. The transcript is spliced from 2 exons. Bases 69 to 578 code for a protein of 169 amino acids. Lineage: Eukaryota; Metazoa; Arthropoda; Insecta; Diptera; Tephritidae.
AUUUUCCUUCAUCAGAGCAACACAAGCUCAGUAGCACGCAAACAAGUCAACAGAUAAAUUGAAACGAAAUGGCAUUCAAGUUCGUAGCUGUAUUUGCUCUCCUGGCUGUCGCCAACGCUGGAUUACUUCCCGCCGCACAAGUCUACCACACAGCACCAGCCGCUCAUAUCGUCAAAGCUGCUCCAGUAGCUUAUGCAGCACAACCAGUGCUAGCCAAGGCCGAUGACGAGUACGAUCCUCAUCCUCAGUACAAAUACAGCUAUGAUGUGCAAGAUGCUGUGUCAGGUGACUCAAAGAACCAAAUCGAGGAACGUGAUGGUGAUGUUGUACGCGGUGAAUACUCGCUAAUUGAUGCUGACGGUUACAAGCGUACUGUGCAGUAUACGGCUGAUCCAAUCAAUGGCUUCAAUGCUGUUGUGAACCGCGAACCUUUGGUGAAAUCCGUUGCUGUUGCGCCAGUUGUUAAAAGUUAUGCGCCCGUAGCCUACGCUGCACCGGCUGUCGUUAAGACAGUUGCACCUGUGGCUCAUGCUUAUGCAGCUCCUGCUUAUACCACUUACACCACCGCCCACCACUAAGUGCCUAUUUUCGUGUUGAAAAAAUUGAUUGACUGUGUUUAUGGUAA